This is a messenger RNA of Thunnus maccoyii (southern bluefin tuna), 3844 nucleotides long. RefSeq names its product oncostatin M receptor (gene osmr). Bases 19 to 2691 code for a protein of 890 amino acids. Gene Ontology annotation, biological process: cell-cell adhesion. Gene Ontology annotation, molecular function: protein binding. The record is from RefSeq and is a predicted model, not a curated record. NCBI's taxonomy places the organism in Eukaryota, Metazoa, Chordata, Actinopteri, Scombriformes, Scombridae. The transcript is spliced from 17 exons.
AUCAUUUCUCAGGAUAGGAUGAUGAGUUACAGAAUAUCUUUUUUCAAUCUGCUUGGAUUGUAUCUAAUAUUUUCUGAGGAUCACAGUGGAUGCUGUAUGGACACUGUUUGGCAGCCACCAAAACUGAGCAUUAGUCCUCUGCAGGCUGUCAAUGACAAGCAAAGCCUUAUGGUGAGCUGGCUGAUAAACCACACUGACUUACUGCAUGGCAUUUAUGAGAUCCAGGUCAGCCGCACUGAAAACCACAUGAUUAUUUACAAUAGAAACGUGAGUGUGGCCUCUGCAGAUUUAUAUGAAUACACAUGGACAUGGACCUCUGAUCUGCCUCUGGAGUGUGUUGAUCACUCAGUUCGGAUACGACAUUUCUAUAAUCAGUCUGUCCCAAGCCCCUGGAGCAACUGGGUAACCAACCAUGGAGCUGAGGUAAAGGAUAAGACCAAGAUAUUUCCCCUCGAACGGGUGCUGAGGGAGGGCACCAGUGCAAUGUUCUGCUGUGUUCCCCGGAGAGGAGUCGACAUCACCAGCAUGGAAUACAAAAAAAAAAAACAGCAUCUUAUCAGCAUUGGAACGAGGGUCAAGGCUAUCGCUGUUGACAAUUUGACCAUCCCAACGUCAUUCUAUAAAGUUCUGUUGGUCAGUUGCAAUGAUACAACAGGCAACACAAUUCAUGCCUGGAAUUACAUCAGCUUUCCUCCGGAGAAGCCAAGAAACCUCAGCUGUGUGACCUCAGACAUGAAAACUAUCAAUUGCACCUGGGAUCCAGGCAGAAAACGAGACCUGUCUGAUGGCAACACGCGAACACAGACUCUCCAUAUAGUAAACACUGACCAGGCUCCCAUCAGCUGUGAGGAGUCAUCCUGUAAAUUCCCAGCUGUCCCACAACUGGAAGAAUACAACAUCAGUUUGGUGGUGAGGGAUCAGCUGGGAGAAGAGACAGCAAACUACAGUUUCAACUUCUUUGACAGAGUUUUUCCUGUAGUGGAGUGGGACAGAGUGAGCCCUGGGGUGACAGACACCACUGUAUCCUGGAUCGUGCAGGGAAACCUGAGUCAACUAGACCUCCUUUGUCAGGUCACCACAGACCCUGGCAGCAUCAACUUUCUGACCUCUGGCAAUGUGAGUGUAAAACUGGAACAUCUGAUUCCCAACACCCACUACUCUACUAGGGUAUGCUGCUCUGUCAAUGGCAGACUCUGGGGAGACUGGACACAACCCAUAUUCUUUACAACCUAUCCGUUGGUGACUUUGGAUUUAUGGAGGAGAAUAAAGCAGUUGUCCUACCUACACAGUCGUCAAGUUACUCUAUUGUGGACUCCGCAUAUUGUUGGCACAGCAGCCACGGUAAACAUCCAAGGCUACACAAUUCAGUGGUUGCAGGAAGGCCAAAAUAGGACUGAGUGGAAAGACAGCAGACAGACCCAAGCAGAGGUCUCCAUCGGUCCAGAGCAGUGUGACUUCACUGUGCAAGCUGUCCUGCACACAGACUCCUCCAUACCUGCUCACAUCACCAUCCCACAGAGGGAGGACAGUGAAAGCCUCUCAGUAGAGAAGCAGUUCAGCAGUGGCUCAGCUUCUGGUUUCAAUCUGUCCUGGGAGGAACAGGACACUGCUACCUGUGGCUAUACUGUGGAGUGGUGCAUUCUGGGAGGUGCGGUACCUUGUACUCUGACAUGGGUGACGAUACCAGAGGGAAACACCACAUUGUUCCUACCUGCUCGAAAUUUUACAGCAGGUUGUAGGUAUAAAUUUAAUAUCUAUGGAUGCACACAAAAUGGACACAGACUACUGGAGAUACAGACUGGAUACUCACAGGAACUUGAAUCUGUACAGUCCCCGAGUCUGGUUGAACCUGUUCAGAGUACUUCCUCAUCCGUGACACUGGAAUGGCGUUACAAUGAGGAUGAUCCGGCUCAUCCGGCAUUCAUCACUGGUUACCUGGUUACAGUGCAGGAAGUAGGGUCUGAUAGGCCGCCGCGUCAUUUGACAAUUGAGGAACCUCAGAGGAAGUCUGUGACAGUAGAGGGUCUGCAGCAGAGCCAUGAGUACGCCUUUUCUGUGAGUGCCCUGACUAAGGAGGGGCCUGGACAAGCAACCCACAUCACCGUCAGGACCAGAGCCGACUAUUCUGCUCACUUGGCCAAGAUACUGACUCCCAUCUUGCUUCUGCUGGGCUGCACAGUCCUUCUGUGGCCUCAAAGGAGAAUGCUGAUAAAAGGGCUGAAGGAGAUAUUUGUUUAUCCUGCUGGUAUGCGCAUCAAAAUCCCUGAGUUAGGCAGCUUCCUUGAUCAGACUGGUGAGUGGCUGCAGACGCAGAGGGUGGAGGAGUGCAUCAGCUGUGACAUUGAGAUCCUAAAUAUCAGACCUCCGCUGAAUCAAACAACCACUCUGAGAGAUCCUGAGCUCCUGAACACACCGUCCUCUGUUUUCCAAUCCUCGCCUUCGUCCUUGUCACCUUCAUGUGAGCCGCUCCAUUCAGACUACUGUCCACAGUCAGCUACAGUGUUCUGGGACACACAGACCCUUCAGGAAAUCACAUAUAUUGCAAACAAGACUUACUUUCACACCAUGAAGGAGGAUUUGUCUGAGCCGCAACAAGAUGAAUCCAGUGAAAUCACCAGCUUUGAACCCUCUGAGUGUCUGCAGGAAUCAUGUUGUGUAAUAUAUGGUUACAUCUCCAAUGAAACUUUAUAAGUAAAAUGUCCAAGUCGAAGCUGAACAUUUUUGAAAUUUAUAUGUACAGUAUGUUCAUAUUUUUCAUUUCUUCAUUUCAAGAGUGCCAGUGCUGUAAAUAGAUGCUUUGUUCAUCAGACAUAAUGUGAGUCUGCUCAUUUUUAAUGUAAAGGAGUUAAUGUUUUUGAAUUCAUGCCACAUUUUAACAUAUGCAAUUUGUGAUUUGAUUAUGUCUUAGUUUGGAAAACAGACAUCAUGAUAACACUGUAUGUGAGCACAAAAAAACAAAGAAGGUAAUCUAAAUAGCAUUUUAAACAACCCUGCUGCAGUAUAGUUCAAAAAUGAAUCUGCUGACACUGUCAUAAGUGAAGUAUAUAUAGCAGCAAGAAAGCAACUGACUAAAAAGAUUUUGGUAAACUAAGAAGGAACUAGAGAUGUUAUCUACAGGAUGCAACCCGUCACAUUGAUAAGGCAGUUGAACGUUUUAUCAGGCAGCGUGAGAAGACAGUAACAUGAAGAAAGGUGUGCAUACUAUCUGGACUUUUACAGUAUACUUAUUACUUGCUGGUAUUAUCAAAACAAAUUUACACAUAAAAAUGUGUUAACACAAAAAACAUAUCAAAAUUGAUAGGAUUUAGUAUGUAUAGGUUACAUUAGGGAUAGAAACAUCUUACAUAUUCAUGCAAUAGUUCAAAGCAAAUAGACAAAGUAAAAUGAGAGGAGGUGCUUAUAGUUUACAGGAAGAUGUUUGGAGACUUUGAAUUCAGCUUUCUGUGGUUUCUCCAUAAAUGACUAAUGGGUGAGAGGUUUUUACGGUUAAAAGGCUCUGACUCAGAUAUUAGAACAUACAGGAAACUCACACUUAAAGUCCCUGUACCUGUCAGAACAAAUCACACAUUUGACAUUAGCAGAAAUCUACAAGUCUUCUGCAGUCACAAAUCCCAUUUUCCUGCAAAUAUGCAGCUCAUGAUAAGACAUUUGUUUUGCUUGUAAUGUCAUUCGAUAUAAAUGUGUAUCUGGUGUGCUUUUACAUUGUGUUUUCAUGACAUAUUCUUCUACAGGAGAUGGUCAUUUUACCUUGUCAUAGACUGUGCGUUUAGUAAGAUGGUGUCUACUUUGUGUAUAAAUGUGUUGAAUUCUGAAGAGCCAGAAUAAAUCAGAUUUUUGAAGGUCA